AUGCACGAGCUACCUGAAGACGCAGCAAGUGUUGUAAGUACACAGAUGGAGAAGCUUUUAUCUACUGUCUUGCAUUCGCAAGAGAUUGACAACUACAUGGCGCUCACUGGAAUGUGGCCAAUAGAUAUCGUAAAGCUAUUGCACCUGCACGGUUUUGCUGUCAAGUGUGCGCUGACCAUCCCUACACCGGUUGUCCGUCUCGAGGCGAUAAUGCGAAUGAUUCAAUCUGCUGCAUAUGGGUCCGCGCAGCAAGAGUUACUGGACACACCAUGCUUUCUCGAUGGCGAACAAGCAAGAAGGUUAUGA
This is a messenger RNA of Peronospora farinosa, 306 nucleotides long. The record is from the annotation of a GenBank genome assembly. Lineage: Eukaryota; Oomycota; Peronosporomycetes; Peronosporales; Peronosporaceae.